CUCCCAUCGCAUCCCAUUCAGGGUCAUUUAAGGCGGGUAUCAUGUCAUGUAAAGACGGCCCCCUCACUUUGUAGGCCGCUUUAGAAAGGUGUUGGCUAAUAGGCAUCAACUCCAUUAGGUCAUCUUGUCAAAGACCGAAGACGAAGAAGAGGUGAAAAGAAGAAAGAAAAUGGAAGAUGAUCCGCAGGUUUUUGUUUUGUGCCUUGGUGUCUAUAGAAGCUUCAUUUAGCUUUGAAUUUGUGGGGAUUCAAUUAAACCAAUCAAAACUUGAAUUUCCCCUAAAUAACAUGUCUUAAUUGGCCCAAUUGUAACAGAGAAAGAUCUUGUUUAUUGGUGAUAUUAGACAAAAGGCAUGUUUUUUAAAAUGUUAUAUGGCCCAGGUAGUUUAGCCUAUGUAAUUAUUCGGCUGGUGCUCCAUUUCUUGAAGCGUCGGGUGGGGAUAGUCCCUAAAAUCCAUUCACCCCAAAGCUUGAUAGUUGAGCUACAGUUGACAAAUAGAAAAUGGCAGAUUGUAGACCUAAUUACACCGUUUAGGUCCAUUCUGUAACAGGGCAGUACCAAAACAAUUGACCAGUGAGUGAUAUGUUUGCCAAAAUAUCAUGUCCCUCUCCGCAAAGUUAAAGUUUAUUAGCCUAUUUCUGCAAGCAUGGUUUAUGUUUUGGGUCAACCUGAAGGUAGGCUACCGACCAUUAUUUAAAGGGGUAACCAUGACAACUUGAGUCCUGAUUGGCCACCCAGGCACGGGAAUUAAGGAGAGCGUCACCCAAUCUGAAUACGGAUGCGCCCGGCGCCCGCAGAGCCGGGCACAGUGAUGCGAAAAGUGUCGACGUGAGGUGAGCGGAGGCGAAGAAGUGGAACCUAAAAACAAAAAAAUGACAACAACAACAAAAUAAAAAUAAUAGGCUACAGCCCAUGUAACGUAUUCUCUACAGCGGGGACGAACAGGCUUUCCUUCCACGUGCCAAUUUUUUACGCAGCCCGUCAAUGAAGAAGAGGACUAUAGGUGCUUUUUAAAUUCAUAUUUUUUUCUUUUGGAUUCUGGAUUGUGACAAGUGCUAGGACAGAACAGGACAGGGGCGUCCAGAACCAGGAGUACAAUAGAGAAACUUCGGGGAGUGUUCGCCUAUAGCCUGCCUUUAAACGGUAGUGGAGAGGGGCUUCUCCCCACCCAUCCACCCACCUGACAGAUCAUUCGCGCCUGCUUUGUCCACAACCCCGGAGCCAAGACGUUGCUGCGCGGAGAGCCGCGUGGCCCCAGACCCAGCACCGGAGUCCGCGUGGGAAGGUCGGCCCUCGUUAUCCUCCAGACGGGCGGGAUGAUGGUCCACUGCGCGGGGUGCGACAGGCCCAUCCUGGACCGGUUCCUGCUCAACGUGUUGGACCGAGCCUGGCACGCCAAGUGCGUCCAAUGCUGCGAGUGCCACUGUAACCUGACGGAGAAGUGCUUCUCGCGUGAUGGGAAGCUUUAUUGUAAAAUAGACUUUUUCAGGAGGUUUGGGACGAAGUGCGCGGGCUGCCUCCAAGGCAUCUCUCCCAGCGAUCUUGUGCGCAAGGCGCGCAGCAAGGUGUUCCAUCUCAACUGCUUCACGUGCAUGGUGUGCAACAAGCAGCUGUCCACGGGCGAGGAGCUCUAUGUCAUCGACGAAAAUAAGUUUGUGUGCAAAGAAGACUACCUAAGCUCAGGGGCUAUCAAGGAAGUCAAUUUGAAUUCAGUGUCAUCAUGCACAGACAGAAGUUUAUCGCCGGACCUCCAGGAUCCGAUACAGGACGAUACAAAAGAGACGGACAAUUCCAUGUCCUCGGAUAAGGACAUGAACAAUAACGAGAAUGAGGAGCAGAAUUCGGGCACGAAGCGGCGAGGCCCGCGGACCACCAUCAAAGCCAAGCAACUGGAGACGCUGAAGGCUGCCUUCGUGGCCACGCCGAAACCCACACGACACAUUCGGGAACAGUUGGCCCAGGAGACGGGACUCAACAUGCGGGUUAUACAGGUGUGGUUCCAGAACCGUCGAUCUAAGGAGAGAAGGAUGAAGCAGUUGAGUGCUUUGGGGGCCCGGCGGCAUGCCUUCUUCAGAGGGCCCCGGAGGAUGAGGCCCCUGGGAGGACGACUGGAGGACCCAGACAUACUGGGGCCUGGGGCCUAUGGAUACUACACAGAGUACCAGGGCGACUACUACGGAGGAGGGGGAAACUAUGACUUCUUCCCCCACGGCCCUCCCUCCUCUCAGGCUCAGUCUCCAGCAGAAUCCCCCUAUAUCCAUGGAGGUGCCAUGGAGGGCUCUGUGUCAGCCCACCACCCCUCUGAUGACCAGAGGUUCACGGACAUGAUCUCCCGCGCAGACACCCCCAGCCCCGAGCCCGGCCUGCCCAGCUCCCUGCAGCCCGUCCCUGGGGAGGUGUAUGGAGGGGGGCCCAGCCCACCCUUCUCCCUGGCUAGUAACUCUAGCUACAGCGCCCCCAUGUCCCACCCCGGACAGGAGAUGGGAGAGACCACCGUCUGGUAGACUAGAGGGGGGGACGUCUAGAUCUGGGAUCAGGGUUUGGGGGGUGGGGUGGGUGUGAACUUCCCAGUCAAUUCAGGAGAUGAAUUUGAAGACGUUAUGAAUGAGUUAUUAUGAAUUGAAAAGUGCCGUUUAUGUAUUUGUUCAUUGGGAUUUUGAAUUGGCUUGCUGAAUUGAUGGAAUGCCCCCCCCCCCUCCCCCCUCGACUCUGAUCCUUCACAUACGUGAAGGACUGAGGAUCCAGGAUGGGGCGGCUUUGCUGGAAAAAUAUGAACUUUGUGGUACUAUUCGCCGCCCCAUUCAGCCCUGGAUUGUAGUAGAAAUACACCCCCACCCACCUCUGGGAACCAUGAACUGGGAUUGAAAAGAAGAAAAACAUGCUUAGGCGGUUCCUCUCGCCCCCGUAUCUUCCCCUCUCACUCCGAGAAGCAGUGGAGGUAUCCAUUGCUGGAGACUAAGGACACGUGAUAUUGAAGAGAGAGAUCCAGAAAGAAUACAAGCCAAAAGGGACGUUUGAUGUAUUUUAUUUUUGGGUUUCAGAACUGUCUUGUUUUUUUCAUUCUACUGUUUCUUAAAAAGGCACAAUGUUGUAGGCCUAACUGGCCGGGUUCCUCUUUCUGCGUAAUGUUUGACUCGUUCUCCUAUUGUAAUAUUGCUUCCAAUACAAUGCUCAAACACAGACAAAUACAAUUUUCAGUGUUUUAACUGUUGCUACGCACAACCUCCUUUGCUUUUAGCUCCACUGCCACUAGAAUAGAGCAAAGCCGAUAUCGUCUCGACUGCAGAGAUGAGAACAGUCGAGCUCGGUGGGAAGUCAGGGGAUUCGUUGGUGGCAGCCAUGAAACAUUCUGUUAUUAGAUAAAGAAAUGCUCAUUGACAACAUUCAUGGUGACCCUCCGAUAGACUCUGAGCCACUGUACUUGCAGAUCUAAAAGCCUCAUAGUGAUAUACAUUGCUCCUUCUGGAAUUUCUACCCAACGCACACGGCACAUUUUCACCCACACGUUGGUCAUCAUUUUGACCGUCAGUUCUAGUGAUGUGUACUCGAUAGAUGGUCUUGCUGUUCUCGUACAUGGUUAUUCAGAACACACCCAUACACAAGCCACUCAUACAUAUACACACACAAACCUCUCUAAAUCAAGGCCCCCUUUAUAUCUCUCACUCCCACCCAGGCACCCCUUGUCAGUCCCUCUCUCCUCCUCUACUUUUCCUGGCCUUCCCUUUGUUACUGUCCCU
Molecule: messenger RNA, 3737 nt
Organism: Oncorhynchus mykiss (rainbow trout)
Lineage: Eukaryota; Metazoa; Chordata; Actinopteri; Salmoniformes; Salmonidae
Product: LIM/homeobox protein Lhx5
Biological process (GO): neuron differentiation; regulation of transcription by RNA polymerase II
Cellular component (GO): nucleus
Molecular function (GO): DNA-binding transcription factor activity, RNA polymerase II-specific; RNA polymerase II transcription regulatory region sequence-specific DNA binding; zinc ion binding
Source: RefSeq, a predicted model, not a curated record